AGUAUGCUCCAUCUGCUCACCUGAGAGGCCGACGCUGCUGUCAGGACCGGACACUAGUGGACACCUGCGAGCGUACCUGUUGCCAGGUGGACCUGAGGACGGAUGAGCUGAGAGAGGAGAAGGAUGGGGAGACGGAGGCUGCUGCUGUGGAUGCUGCUCCUUCUCUCCCACUGGGACAUCAGUGGCCCGAGUCCCACCAUCGCCUCCCUCCCAGACACAGGAGUGCUAUGGACACCGGACUCUUCUGGACUCCUGCGGCUCGGGCCGACUGGGUCGCCGACCCGCCAGCGUAGACAAGCCCUGUUCCCCAGUGGGGUUAAACUCUGCCCUCAGGAGACUUUAGAGGAGAUUGUGGAGAGCCACCGCAGCUACUUCCACUUGAGAGUGUGUCAAGAGAUGGUAUGGGAGGCGUUCACCAUUUUCUGGGAUCGUCUCCCAGAAGGUGACGAGUACCAGGUUUGGGUGCGUCGCUGCGUGGACGGGGCUGUUGGUGUUGGGGACAUCAGCGCCUUCUUCAGCCAGUCAGAGGAGCACAUGGGGGUGGUCAGGACUAGGGUUACUAUGACGACGACCGCCAGCAGCGCUGCGGGGACCCAGACGCCUUGCCGCUGCACCUCGACCACCGUCCACACAGAAGAAUCCACACAAGGUUCAAGCUCAGAUGCAACGCCGGCUGAAGGUUCCCCAUUUGUUUCCGAGGUUGCUUCUGACCAGCUGUCUCACACAGUCACCCACAAUCCCAUUGGUGGUGAAGUUCUGGUCUCUGAUGACCCAGGGCCAUCUAAGGUUCCGACAGCUGCCCUGGUCACUUCGAAGUCUGUUGACUCAUCAGCUCCUCAGCCAGAACACGGACCAAUAAAAAUCCCUCUGACUCCAGAGCCACGGUUACCAGAUGACCUCCUGACUGUUCUCCCACGGACAGAUCCCGUCCCAACACAGUACUCCACGUGGACCAUGAAGGACCACCCUCUAAAGACUGAGGAGGUGCGCUCUGAUAAUGACGAUUUGGGGAGAAUUGUACCAAAACCAGAACACCACCCCCAGGAGAAAGAAGGGGAUGAAAAACACACAGACGGUCCUGAAGCAUCCCCACACGUUUCUAAAGAACCAGCCACUGUCCAACCAACCCUUUCUAAGAAUCCAACAAGGAAAUCCACAGAGAGGCCCCAAUUAGAAGAAGAACAUAAAGAUGAAGUGGAACCUCCGGCAGUCACAGGCACACCUCUUGAGACAACAAAACUUUCAGCAUUUGCUACUGCAGACCCAGGAUUAGAUGAUGUCACCAGACCUUCUCACCCAUUCUUAGAACCAGCAGCAGUAGCAGGUGAGGAACAGUUACCAUCAGAGGAUCAAUCCGAGUCUGAACCUACAGAGGAACCCGGAUCUGUGCAUACUAGCAAAGAGUACGCCGGUGAGACCAACAAUGGGAAUUUCAAUGAUGCGACCGAAAUGCCUCAGGAACCAGAUCAGAGCAUCCUUGGAACCCAUGAUGCCUCCGUAGAGGUUGUCGAGUCGAUCGGUAACGAGAUACAAACAGGAGCAGAUCUGGACCAGAGCAUGCUGCAAGAUCAGGUGGUGGAAUUUAGUGUCAAACUAAGAGGGGAGACCUACAGCGAUGCUCUCCGGGACCCAAGCAGCCACCAGUACCAGCAACUGAGUCGCCAUGUCACUCACAAGGUCCAUGAUGUCUUCCACAAGCUUCCAGGCUUCAAGGAUGUCUUCAUCGUAGACUUCAGACCUCAGAAAGAUCUGGAGAGGGGUCUUGUGGUCUCUGUCCACUACGGUGUCACUUUGCAAGUGGGCAGUGGUGGUAUGUCCAAUGACACCCUGGAAUUUCUGAAGCUGCAGAAUCGCUUGGUGGAAAAGAACUUCACGGGCGCUGGAGAGCAACCCACCAUUGUCUACACCAUCACUGACUUCAGAAACUUCAUCACAGAGGCUCUGCACCAUUCACCCUCCAACAGCUCAGAGAAUAAUCAAAACCUGCUUCCUCCUGUCAAACCACCAAGUCUAACUGAUGGCUCUGCGGAAAUGGGCAAUGUCCUAGCAGCAGAAAAACCACCAGAUUCUUUUCCUUCUGUGGCGACGGACGUGUUCCUAAAAAAAGACGACUUUCUUCUGGACUGGAGCGCUGCUCCCAAUGAGCCCCCGAGUGAGAAUGACGUACUUAUGUUUGAUGAGAGCACCGCAGCCCCGUCUGCUGGCAGCAAGAUGGCUGACUUGCAAAUGCAUGAUCGUGACAGCAAAUUGGUGGAUGAAGGAUUCCUUUUCACUGACGCUGUGGCCACGACUGUUCCUCCGUCACAAUUCAACUAUGAGGUUGUGCUUGAAGACGGGUCAGGCUCUGGCUCCUCUGGAGAUGGGCAGGGUGCAAAUGGGUGGCUACAGCCUUCACAGAUCCUACCUAGUGGCUUGGAAGUCCUGCCACCGCCAGACCUUGAAGAGGAAGAUGGAGAGGAGUUGAUAGAAAAAAUGGAAGAGGGUAAACUUUUUGAGGAUGAGAUGAACACUGAGGAGCUAGUUGGCAUGGAUGACAUUGAAAAAGGGAGGCAGGGGAAAGAUGGUGAAGGCACGGCCACAGGGGACAAAGUUGAGAUUGAGGGCGGCGACAAGAAUGAAGGAGGAGUAAUGCCGGAUUUUGACAGUGAAAAGAUUGUGGCUGCCAGUGAGGAGGUUCAGGAAAGACAUGGCAUUGAUGCCUUGGAAGGGUUGGAAGAAGAAACCAAAGAUGAGGAUUUUGGGGAGAGUGACAAGAUUCUUGGGCUGUCCACAUCCGAGGAAUCAAACCAGCCCAUAUUUUAUGACCAAACCUUUCCAGAUCGGAUUCCUGCAACCCUGCACUAUAGCACUGAUCCGCGCCUCAGUACGACCCCCCUUCCAGUAAUGGUACCCAGCCAGAAUCUUGAAGCCUCUGGGGGUGAAUACAGUGAUCAGACAGAAUCAUUUGACAGUUUCCCCACAAAAACAGCAUCACCUGAUGAGGAGCUGUGGUCUUGGAAGGAACCUGAAGACGCACACAAAAUUGACCAGAGCGUUUUGGAAGAACAAGAAAAUCAGUUUCAUUCUGAGUCACCUGUUACGGUCCUUCCGUAUGGAUACUAUGAUCACCCAGAGGUGGAAGUGAUUGAGGAGCAGCAUCUUGGCAUAUCUGCAAUUCCAAACUCUGGUCGGGAUCUGCACAAAGACCAAGACCAGGAACUGACUGUGGAUCAAGUUAUGGUCAUCAUAACAACAACUUCUUCACCAAUCACCACCUUCUCCCCCACAGCUGGCCAUGUUUCCACAAGCUCACCUCAUCCCUCCCCAAGCCUGAUCCCCGACCCUGAUCCUGUCCUCAGUUGGCCGGAGAGGGAUUCCCCAUUCACCAGAGUAUCUGACUCUGUGCUGGAGGAGGAUGACACAGUUUUUCAGCAGUUUCCGGACCUCCAGGGUGACGAUCUUGCAAGCACACCUCAAUCGCCUGUUUCACCAGUGGCCCCUUGGCACCCAAUACAACCUACACGACAAGAAGACUUACAUUAUAUCAGCACCGUUCAGCCAAACAUCACCUCUGUUGACCCAAGCUUUAGUAUGGAUCAAUAUGAAGGCAGCAUGGCAGUGGAUGGUGAAGGCAGUGGGUUCUCCAGUGAGGUUAGAGGGAAUGAUCUGGGAGCCCAUGGGCAAGACCGUGCCCAAAGCCAGGCAGGUCAGGACCUACUGGUGUUCUUUCGCCUUCGUGUAACCAACAUGAAGUUUUCAUCUGACCUCUUCAACAAAAGCUCACCACAAUACCGGUCUUUGGAGCAACGCUUCCUCCAUCUGCUAGUGCCAUUCUUGGAGUCGAACCUGAACAACUUCCAGAACCUGGAGAUCCUGAACUUCAGAAAUGGGAGUGUCCUGGUGAAUAGCCGAAUGAGGUUUCGAGAGCCAGUUCCAAGGGGUGUGGCUACAGUGGUACACCUGAUACUGGAGGAUUUUGCCGUUGCUGCACACCACACCAUGGAUCUGGACAUUGAUACAUACUCACUGGACGUUGAGUCAGGUAAGGGUGCGGAUCCCUGUAAGUUCCAGGCGUGUAACCCGUUCUCCAAGUGCUUGGUAAACCAGUGGUCCGGCGAGGCCGAGUGCGUGUGUGAUCCGGGAUACGUCAGCGUGGAUGGGCUGCCGUGUCAGAGUGUGUGUGACGCAGACAAACAUUUUUGUCUCAACGAUGGCAAGUGUGACAUCAUCGCUGGGAAGGGCGCCAUCUGCAGAUGUCGAGUCGGGGAGAACUGGUGGUACCGCGGUGAACACUGUGAAGAAUUUGUGUCUGAGCCCCUUGUGGUCGGGAUCGCAAUAGUGUCGGUGGCCGGAUUUCUGACUGUAGCUGCAGGAAUUUUCUACUUGCUCACGAGGGCGCUCCGGGAGCAGGACGAUAGCGAGGACUCAGAAGACCCAGUGAGGCAAGACGACGUGCUGACGGCAAAGCGAUCGAAGAUGCUCAACUCUAUGUAUGAUUGUGAGCCCGUUACAGCUCACUAUUACCAUCGCUAUGAUGAUAGCCUGCCGUCCUACAGAAGCUCUGUGCAGUCCUCCAGUCAGAACACAGCUCUAACGAGAGAGGAGCUCCAGCAGAACCUGAAGAUGAUCGCAUCGCAAGACGAAAACUUUGAUGACUUCCUGAGACACACUCGAGUAUAUUUGGAACGAAGAGGAAGUUCAACAACUUAACAGGAAUAUUUUUAAACUAUGGUUAACAUUGGUGUUUGUUGCUGACUUCUGGAAGUGACCCUCCUGAUCAUUCCAACCAACUCCUUGCAGAGAACAGCCUUCAUCUGCUUGUCACGCCUGUUCCAUGCUUUUAUUUACAUACUGAUGUUUUUUGCUUGAGUGAAACUACAUCUGAUUAUCCUUCUUGCUUAACCUUUCGCUAAUGUGUGCACUUCCGCUGCCGCACAAAGGACAGGUUUGAUCAUUUGUACUCUGUUUUUCCUCAGUUUGCAACACUGCGACUGCCGUCAGUGCCUGUUAGCAUCAGCUAGCACCAGGUAGCAUCUAUUAGCACCGACAUUUUUGAUGAGCGGGGUUGUCGCGCAAAGUUUACAUUUCUUAACCUCACUGGAGCGAUGGAGUGUUUUUAUUCUCACACCAUGUUUUCUUUCUUUAAAAGUCACGCAAAAUGAAAAGUGUUACUAUAAAAGCUUGUAACAUCAGACAAUGCACAAAGGCAAAGCAGUCUUGUUUCUUGGUACGUCAUUUUCAACUUACAUCAAGCAGAACUUACACAAUAUUUAGCUUAUUUAUGUCCAAGUGCAAAAUAAAUACAAUUAUAGGACACGUUGGCUGCUUUGGCGUUGCCUGCUAUUAUAUUAUUAUUAUCCUCAGCCCAGUAUUCUAACCAGUAGGCAUCACUGUGUGGUUCUAAUGUCCACAGAAAUAUCAUCUGAAGCAUUUCCCCGUCACGGCCGCUUUUAUCUAAUGUGAUGUAAAGCAGUCUUAUCCUGUAGCUCAUCAUCAAACUUAAUCUGUGAAUUCACAACAGCACAAAUAUUACUGGGGUCUUGUAGAGAAAGUGUCAUUGUAGUCAUUUAAAAAGUCCAGUGUUAAUGUGGUCUGUUUUUUGGUAGCUAAUAAUAUUUUUUCUGUAAUAAAUUUGUGAUUUUUACAUUGUUGUUGGGUC
Synchiropus splendidus (mandarinfish) is the source of this 5638-nucleotide messenger RNA. RefSeq names its product interphotoreceptor matrix proteoglycan 2-like. Gene Ontology annotation, molecular function: heparin binding; hyaluronic acid binding. Bases 124 to 4689 code for a protein of 1521 amino acids. Gene Ontology annotation, biological process: visual perception. Lineage: Eukaryota; Metazoa; Chordata; Actinopteri; Syngnathiformes; Callionymidae. The record is from RefSeq and is a predicted model, not a curated record. The transcript has 18 exons.